GUUAGUGCUCUCAGCUGCUCACUGCCUACUGGUCGCUUCAACCUCGCUGGCUCCCCCAGAAUAAUUUGAACAAACAACAAACAGCAAAACUCCGAAAACCCCUCACCAAAAUUCUCCCUCAUUUAUUAUUUAUUCCUCUUCUGCUCUAACCCCCAUUCUCCAAAACCCAAAACAAUGCCACCGAAUCUCUCCCUACUCAUUUUCCUCUUGGCCACAAUGGCUUACAGGUCCCUAGCCGUUGGCGUGAAUUGGGGCACUACGGCCUCGCACCCAUUGCCCCCGGCCAAGGUCGUCGAGCUCUUGAAAUCAAACAACAUUACCAGAGUGAAGCUGUUCGACGCAGACCCACUUGUUCUUGAAGCGCUUUCUGGGUCCAAUCUGGGCGUCACUGUUGGGAUUCCUAAUGGGUUGCUUAGAAGCUUGAACUCGUCCAAGAAGGCUGCACAGAGUUGGGUCCAUGACAAUGUCACUCGCUAUGUCUCUAGUGGUGACAGCCGCGUCAAAAUCGAGUAUGUCGCUGUGGGAGAUGAACCAUUUCUCCGGAGUUAUGGUGAGCAAUUUCACCCCUUUGUGCUUGGAGCAGCAAUCAAUAUCCAAACAGCUUUGACCCAAGCAAACUUGGACAGCAAGGUGAAAGUAGUGGUUCCCUGCAGUUUUGAUUCCUAUUUGUCAGAGACUAGCCUGCCUUCAAAAGGACAUUUUCGAGCCGAUGUCAACAGGACCAUGAUUCAACUGCUGACGUUUCUCAGCAAGCACAACUCACCAUUUUUUGCUACCAUUUCCCCGUUCCUAGCUUUCCAACAGUACAAGAACAUUUCCCUCGACUUUACUCUCUUCAAAAUAUACACCAAAGCUCAUAACGACAGUCGCAGAAUGUACAAAAACAGCUUUGACUUGAACUAUGACAUCUUGGUUAAUGCAUUGUCAACAGUAGGGUUUCCUAAGAUUGAAAUUGUUGUGUCACAGAUUGGUUGGCCUACAGAUGGAGGACCAAAUGCUACUUCACAUGCUGCAGAGACCUUCAUGAAAGGCCUGAUGAACCGCCUUCGUAGCAAAUUGGGGACCCCACUUAGACCUCGAGAUCCUCCAGUUGAAACAUACAUUUUUAGCCUCUUAGAUGAAGAUCAAAGAAGCAUAAGCACUGGAAAUUUUGAGAGACAUUGGGGCGUUUUCACUUUUGAUGGUCAAGCCAAGUACCGUUUUGAUUUUACCCAAGGUUCAAACAGCCUUGUGAAUGCACAGAAUGUUGAGUACCUUCCUUCCAAGUGGUGUGUGGUGAACAAUAACAGGGACUUAUCUAACGCGACUGCGAGUGCAUUAAAUGCAUGUUCCCUUGCUGAUUGUAGUGCACUGUCUCCUGGUGGAUCUUGUUCCAACAUCAGUUGGCCUGGGAAUAUCUCGUAUGCGUUUAAUAGCUACUAUCAGCAGCGUAAUCAGAGUGCAGACAGCUGCGACUUUGGUGGCCUUGGUUUGAUCACAACUGUUAAUCCAUCAGUGGAUAACUGCAGGUUUUUGGUUCAACUGAACACUUCCCUUUCAGAUACCCUUCAUCCGGCCUCUGUUUCCCAGUGGAUUACCUUGCUAGUGACAGCCAUUUUAUUACUUUUACCACGAUUUACCUAGAUAUACAUUCCGACGAAAAUUUUGUAGAAAAUAGGUGUCCAAGGAAAUUUUUUGAUGCUGUAAUGAUCUGUGUUGUUGUAAGUGUUUGUUGAUGUAACUUUGUAAGAGGUUUAAUUAUUUGUUGAAGUUCUUGUUCUAUGAAAUUUUUUGUACAAAAGUAGGAUGUGAGGAAUUAAGAAAUGACUUUGAGGCUCUUCCACAACUUUUGUAAAG
Molecule: messenger RNA, 1836 nt
Organism: Rosa chinensis
Lineage: Eukaryota; Viridiplantae; Streptophyta; Magnoliopsida; Rosales; Rosaceae
Product: glucan endo-1,3-beta-glucosidase 9
Exons: 2
Coding region: 175-1623 (482 amino acids)
Biological process (GO): carbohydrate metabolic process
Cellular component (GO): plasma membrane
Molecular function (GO): hydrolase activity, hydrolyzing O-glycosyl compounds
Source: RefSeq, a predicted model, not a curated record